AUGGCUUUCUUACCGAUUCAUCGUUAUCGUGUCAACGAUCCGUUUCGACAGCUGUUCGGUAAUCAACUCGAGUUCUUCGAUCCAUGGCAGGAUUACAAUGCGACUCAAGCGACUGUAUCGAAUGCGUUUCGAUGGAUCAAUGAACCACUUUGUCUUACCCGUAAACGCUUGAAAUCGAGACUUAAAGACAAAUUUCGUAUACAACUUAAUGUAGACGGUUUCAAUCAAGACACAAUUCAAACGCAAAUUGAAGGUAAAAAAUUAGUUGUCCAAGCCAAAUAUGAUGAUCGUCAAAUCAAUGGUGAUUUCAAUCAUCGAGAAAUGCGGAAAAGUUAUGAACUACCUGAGGAUGCUGGUAUGUUAUUUGCAAGUAGUGUAGUCUAA
Rotaria sp. Silwood1 is the source of this 384-nucleotide messenger RNA. The record is from the annotation of a GenBank genome assembly. NCBI's taxonomy places the organism in Eukaryota, Metazoa, Rotifera, Eurotatoria, Philodinida, Philodinidae.